AUGUCGAUCCUUCUGGACCCGCGACUGCAGCCGCCUCCUGUGAUCGGUGGCCGGUACACGAGCCGGUUUCACCUUGGCUCCUUGGACUCCCCCUUGCCUCUCUUUGACUUGAGGGGAUUUGCCUGUGAGAUUCGAAAUCUGCCUGAGGGAUGCAAGUUUCCGCUCACUGGAUAUGACUUGGUCGUCCUGACCACAGAGCCACUUUCGUUGGAGGUUGAUGGUCUCUCUUGGUUGGCCACUCCGCCUGUUUGCGAUCAUUUCGCGGCACAGGUGGUUGAUGCUUGUGCUGGCCUUGGGGCUACUACGAUGGGGGCGCAAUUCAUGGGUGCUCGUGUUCUUGCGCACUUCGAGUGCAAUGGGCUUUCUUUGCGGCAUCUUCGCCGGAACUCCAAUGCUCCGGUGCUUGACGGGAACCUUUGCAGUGACUCGGAUUUGAAGAGAUUUCAUCAGAUGUUAGAUGGUCAGCUUUUCACUCUUUUUGCUGGGUUCCCCUGUCAACCAUACUCUGAUCAGGGUUCCCAGUGUUCGCAGAGGGACCCUCGCUCAGCUGUGUACUGGGCUGUUCUGCGGUGCAUCAUGUUACUGCAAGCUCAAUCAGCGGUGUUGGAGUGCACGCCAGCUGUCUACUCGGAUCCGGACAUCCAGGCUGGCCUCUCUCAAGUGCAAGCCACUCUUGGCUGGCAAGGCCACCAGUUGAUCUUUGACUUAGCCGCUCAAUGGCCAAUGCAUCGUCGGAGAUGGUGGUGUUCGCUGUGCCCAAGUUCAUGGUCUUUUCCGCCUUUGGCUCCAUGGCCUACCUCGUCGUCUACAACUAAGGUUUCUUCGAUCUUUGAAUCUUGGGGCCUUUGGUCUGAGGACCAUGAAGCUGAUCUUCAGCUGACCCGUGCCGAAUUGGCAGCAUAUGGUAAUCCAGCCUUCGGCAGUGAUCGACGACUAGCCACUCUGGAUGAUACCAUGCCUACGGUUCUCCAUUCUUUUGGUUGCGCUCUUCAAGGUUGCUUUUGCGGGUGCAGAGAUCGUAGCUUUGCUUUGUCUUCACUACAGACCAAAGGACUUCGAGGCAUCCUGGUCAUUUCUGAAGCUCAUUUACAGCCUCGUUUUUUGCACCCAGUUGAGUUGUCGUCUUUGCUCUCCAUUCCUCCGGAUCAACAUUGGGAGUCACAGCCGAGACAGUCGCUUUGUUUGCUUGGACAGUCCGCUGCACCACUGCAAGCGUUGUGGAUGUACUCUCAUCAAGCGAAUGCAGCCGCCUCUCAAUUUGGGCAUUCUCGGAUUGAUCCUCUAGUUUUGGUUCAUCAGUACAAAAUUGCCUUGUGCAAGCAGAUUCGACAGACUGUUCCUUGGGCUUAUCCAGAACGUCCUCGGAUGUUGAAGGUCGAGGCCUUGGAUGGUUCCUUGCUCUAUAUCUUGAAGGAAGGCAUGGUUACGGUGGGCCAGUUGCUCAAGGCCGAAUCCAUUUCGCUGGGUUGGGGAGAAACAAUGUGUUGUCACUCCAUGCAUGGCCAAAUGUCCCAGGACACGGUGAUUGAUGAAGAGAUUCCAGUUCAGCUCUGGAGUCAUCCCAAGCGGCAGGCGAAACCACAGCCUGCUGGGUUGGUUGCAGUUGGCAUCCAACAUGACAACCAGUUGUAUAUCUCUUGCGUGCCCUAUGGUUCGUUUAUGUUUGAGGCUUUGGCGGAGCAUUCCCUGCACAUGGUGCUGUGGCUGGUCGACGAGGAUGGCAGGGUAUAUGGGCGUGACUAUCGGAUUUGGUCCACUUUGCGGCUUUCGACUUUGUCGCCCGGUUCCUUUCCAUCCCCCUCGCCUUUGCCUUGUACUUCAUUGAUGGAUCAACAAGCUUGUGUGGCAAGUGUGAAUCAGGAGGUCGGAUUGUCAGGCCAUACGGUGUGGCAUGCAAUGUGUUCCAUGUGCAGAUCUUCGGAUUUGAUCGAUCAUGAGACUUUGCUGCACCUUCAUCCUGAGCUUCUUCAUCAUUUGUUAGCGGACUCUCUUUCGCCUGAUCGUGUUCGAGUGUUGCGGCACCUCUGGGCUUGCAGUCAGGGACUGGCGGUUGGAUGUUUUUCAGCUCAUGGGCAUUGGGCGGUGUUAUGUGGUCGCCAAGACGAGACGGAAAUUCGCUGGACUUACUAUGAUGGUUUGCCAGGACAUUUGCUAAACACCGCUUUGCUCUUGGCGCAAAAGUUGUCGGCUAUCUUUGAGCUCACCUUUGUCGAUUUGCAUGUUGGGUCUUUGAUUCCUCAAGCUCACGGCUUCACUUGUGGGGCAGUGGCAUUGGCUCAUGUUGCUAUGUUGUUAGGUCUUCAGGGCUCCUUCUCGGAAGAUCAUGUGCUCCAACUACACUCUUGGCUUCUAUGUCAUCAGAGCAAACGUGAUGCUUUGGUGGGCUAUGGUCGAGAUGAUCCAGUGCUUGCCCAGUUGAUUGACUUGCUUUCUUCCAAGGGUGUACCUGUCGGCGAAGUCUCCGGACGUGCUCAGCAGGCUAUGGAUGCAUUGGGUCGUGCUUCAGUUCUCCAGGCCUUGAGUUCCAAGAAUCCUUGGCAGCGCCUCAAAGCCACAGCUUCCAAGCCUACGAUUCAAUUCAAGUUUCUCAAGCCUCAUGAGCUGGCUGCCUACAUCGAGCAACAGGCCAACAAGCGUUUUGGAGCUGAGUUGAAAUCCAAGAAGGAGAAAUCUUCGAUCAAAAAACCAAAGAUUGCAGAUAUUCAGUUGGAUCCUAAGCUGUUGACUCUCAUUGCUGGGCACUUCAAGGACUCCUCAGGUGACUCUGUGCCGCAAAUCCUUUUGGAGCAGGUGCAAUCAGAAGCCCGAGGCAUUGCUGUUGUCUCUCGCCAGGAAGCGCAGCCCUUCUUGGACAAUCCUCGAUCAAUCAGUGUGGACGCAUUGGGUCUGCUGAUCACAAGCGAGAUUGAUGGUGCAUCAUCCGGCUCCAGUAAGGUCACCAACCUUCGUUUUCCGGCUACAUAUACACCGACUGAGGAAUUGAUUUUGGUGAAUGGUGCUUUGCUGCUACUUGGUGAUGUGUUGAUCGAACGCCAUCGGCCUGCGGGGCCUUCCUCUCUUCCCGAUAUGGUCGAAUCGGUGGUGGUACGCCUUCAGGUCUUCCGGGAUGAGAUUGAGUCGGACUGGGCUUCGGUUGUCGACUCGCCGAUCAAGUUCGUCGUGCACAGAAUCCCAAUUCUUCAGGUUUGUGAAGGACAGAGCUGCGGUGGAUCUUGUCCCAAAUACCAGAUUUGGGCCAGACGAUUUACUUCCUUGGAAGCUCGUCAGGCGCCAGCUGACCAAGCUGUCUGCUUCACUGCUUUCCUCAGGGUGAUCAAGCCAUUAUUGCAGCCUUUGUUGGCCAGUGUGACUGAUGGCAUUUACUUUGAGCCUAGAUCCUCUACUGCUACGGGGCCUGAUCCUGAGUUUGUUGUGCUGUGGUUGGGCUCCAUUCCGAAGCAUGAUGCGGUUCACAAGCUCCGUACCAUGGGCAAUGUGGUUGGCCUGGUUAGGAUGCAGAUGAAGUUUGGCCUCCGCGUGAGAGCCUCGGAUGCCGAAAAGGUACACAAAGAAUUGAGACCUCAGGUACCUUUUCAUUUGGGUCGCCCUACGUUGACUUUUCGAGUUCAUCCUCUGCCGCAUGGCUUGGAUCGCCGGGGAGUUGAGAAAAUCUUGAAGGAAUGGGCCUGGAAGGCUAGGCCAUUGCAGCCAACCAAAGGCACUGCUUUGGGUGGAGCAUGGUUGAUCGGGGCGGACAGUCCACCAUCUCAGUCCGUUCUGACAGCUUUCAACCAAGAUGUUUUGAUCAACCAGAUCCAGCAGCAGGAGAUUGUUGAGCGCAAGGUGCAGUUUCAUGCCAGCAAGAAGACUAUUUCUCACGCUUCGACGUCCUCUACUCAGGCUGCCAGCAGUUCCGAGAAGACAGAUCCUUGGUUGGUCAAGUCAGCUGAUCCUUGGGCCAAAUUCCUUCCCACAGUGAUUCCUGGUUCAUCCAGUGGCCAGAAACAUAUUGAUGAGGUUGCAGCCAAGUUGAAAGAAGACAUCACGGCUUCGGUUGGACAGAACUUGCAAGCUCAGGUUGCUUCCAUGGCUCCGUCCACAGGGAGUACUCAGGCUCUCGAUGAUCUUCGCUCCCAGACUGAUCAACGAUUCAAGCAGGUUGAAUGCUCACUCAACGAACUACGGGCCCAGAAUGUCAACUUCCAGUCUUGGUGUACGGAGGCCUCCAAACGGAUGGAAUCUGCUGAGCAGGGCACCCAACAAUUGCAGUCCAAUCUGUUGCAAGUACAGCAGGAAGUACGACAUACUGCUGAUGCUCUGCAGCACUCAGUUCAGCAAUCCUCGAGUGCUUUGCGUGGCGAAUUCGUCAGCGAGCUGGAGAGCAAAUUGUCCAGUCAAUUUGAGAAGUUUGAAGCGCUCUUGUGCAAGAAAUUCCGGACCGAGUGA
Messenger RNA from Durusdinium trenchii, 4425 nucleotides. NCBI's taxonomy places the organism in Eukaryota, Dinophyceae, Suessiales, Symbiodiniaceae. The record is from the annotation of a GenBank genome assembly.